Messenger RNA from Dovyalis caffra, 522 nucleotides. The record is from the annotation of a GenBank genome assembly. Lineage: Eukaryota; Viridiplantae; Streptophyta; Magnoliopsida; Malpighiales; Salicaceae.
AUGAGUCAUUUAAUUGUGAGAUAUGGAAAUUCAACAGCACAAUGUGAUCUGGUUGCGUUUGGUACAGGUGAGGUGGUUGUUGGUGAUUGGAUCAGACAGUUGUGGUCGCUGGCAGUGGUGGAGCUACUAGACGGCGUAGACUGGCUACUGCUACUGUGGACACUAUUGGAUUGGUGCGAUCGGGCUAUUAGAAAAGAAAGAGGGUUGCUGGCAGCGACUAUUGCAACUGCUGUGGAAGCUAAGGGUUAUUGCAGUUGUUGGUCGGCAUGGAUCAAGUGGUUAGACGGAGUUUGGCAUGGUUGGAAUAGCUAUGGCAUGAUCGAUGGGCGUGGCUGCUGUUGGCAAUGGGAUUGUCGGUUGUUGGCAGUAGGAUCGUCGAUGAUAAGGGGAGAUCGACUGGUGGUUGUCGUUGGGCUACUGCAACUUUGGGUGGAGCAAAUGAUCGCAGUCGUUGCUGCAAACAGUGGAAAGGGGCUGCGUGCAGCAUUGAAUGGCAAUGAGGAGCUACGAACAGUCGGCUGA